CUUCUCUUCAUCUCCUUUCAUCACUCUUGCUCAUAUUCUCUCUCUAAAGCACACUACUCCGGAAAGCAGCAAAAGCAAUUGAUCAACUCCACCACCCACCUCGACCGAUCAUAAGGAACCCUAUUCGAUUCACCGUCACCUUCUCGCUUUUCCCACCGUCGUCUCUCUGUACCCUUCCCUGCUUCUUCCAUGGCGGUCGGUGGCGGUGGAGGCCCACCGCCGGGGCCGCCACCGCAGCGGAUGGUGCGGAGGCUGGCCGUGGAGGUGGUGGACGCGAGGGACCUCGUGCCCAAGGAUGGGCUCGGCACGUCCAGCGCCUACGCGGUCGUGGACUUCGACGGCCAGCGGAAGCGCACGCGCACCGUGCCGCGGGACCUCAACCCGCAGUGGCACGAGCGCAUCGAGUUCGCCGUGCUCGACCCCGCGAACAUGCACGCCGAGACGCUCGAUGUCUCGCUCUACCACGACCGCCGCUUCAACCCCUCCAGCGGCGGCGGCGGCGGGGGAGGCGGCAAGGACCACUUCCUCGGCCGCGUCCGCAUCUACGGCUCCCAGUUCUCGCGCCGCGGGGAGGAGGGGAUCGUCUACUUCCCGCUUGAGAAGCGCAGCCUGCUCAGCUAUAUUCGCGGCGAGGUGGGGCUCAAGAUUUACUACUACGACGAAUCGGCCGAGCAACCGCCCCCGGAGGACAGGCCGCCGGAGCCGGCGGACAACGCACCGCCGCCGGAAGUCCCUCCGGAAGCGCCGAAAGAGUGGGAAGAGAUGCCCGCACCGACCGAAGCCGCCGUCGAGGUGCAGCAGCCGUCGGCGCAACCUCCAAUUAUUAUCGUGGAGGAAGCGCCCGUGCACCCCACGAUGAUGCCGCCGAUGCACGGGCCGUACGGCCCGAUGACGCCGCAGAUGCAUGGGCCGCACGGCCCGAUGACGCCGCCGGUGCACGGGCCGCACGGGCCAUUGACGCCGCCAGUGCACGGGCCGCACGGGCCAAUGACGCCGCCGCCACCAGAGCCGCAGCCAGAGCCGGAGGCCGGUGACCCGUACCCUCCUGAGGUGCGCAAGACGCCGAUGGCGUCGAGCACGGAACGCGUCCGCGUCGCGCGCCACCCGAGCGGCGGCUUGGGCCCGGACUACUACGCCUCCUCUCCGCGCGUCAUCUCUGGGCGGUUCGUGUCCACCGGCGAGGCCGUCGAGCCGGUGCAGUCGUCGUCGUACGACCUGGUGGAGCCAAUGCGUUACCUCUUCGUGCGCGUCGUGAGGGUGCGCGGCAUCCGCGCCUGCGAGGGACCAUACGUCAAGGUCCAGGCCGGCCCGCACUCACUCCGGUCGCGCCCCGGCCGCGACGUCUCCGGCACCGGCAACCCCGAGUGGAACCAGGUGUUCGCCAUCAGCCACGCCAAGCCGGAACCGACGCUGGAGAUCUCCGUGUGGGACGGCGGGGCGCCCUCCCCCGCCGACGCUUUCCUCGGCGGCGUCUGCUUCGACCUCUCCGACGUGCCCGUCCGCGACCAGCCGGAUGGCCCGCUGGCGCCGCAGUGGUACAGGCUUGAGGGUGGGGAGCCGGGCAUGGUGACGGGGGACAUCAUGGUGGCGGUGUGGAUCGGCACGCAGGCUGACGACGCGUUCCUGGAGGCGUGGAACACCGAUGUACCGUACGCCGCGUACACGCGCUCCAAGGUGUACCAGUCGCCCAAGCUCUGGUACCUGCGCGCGUCGGUCAUCGAGGCGCAGGACCUUCGCGUGCCGGCGCCGCCACCAGGGCUGCCGUUCGACGUGCGCGUGAAGAUACAGCUCGGCUUCCAGUCCGCACGGACGCGCCGGUCCGUGGCUAGCAGCAGCGGCUCAGCGUUCGCGUGGUCCGAGUCCGAGGACCUCAUGUUCGUCGCGUCCGAGCCGCUAGACGAUAGCCUGAUCGUGCUCGUCGAGGACCGGUCCAUGAUCAAGGAGCCCGCUUUGCUAGGCCACACCACCAUCCCGGUGAUCUCCGUCGAGCGGCGCCUCGACGAGCGGCAGAUCGUCGCGUCGACAUGGUUCAACCUCGAAGGCGGGUCGUCGGGCAUCGGCAUGGGCCCCGGCAAUGCUGGUGGCCCACCGGGCUUCUACUCCGGCCGGCUGCACCUCCGGCUCUGCCUGGAAGGCGGGUACCACGUGCUCGACGAGGCAGCGCACGUGUGCAGCGACUACCGUUCGACGGCGAAGCAGCUGUGGAAGCCCCCGGUGGGUGUGCUGGAGCUGGGCAUCAUUGGGGCGUGCGGCUUGCUUCCGAUGAAGACGAAGGGAGGCGCCAAGGGGUCGACGGACGCGUACUGCGUGGCCAAGUACGGCAAGAAGUGGGUACGCACGCGCACCGUCUCCGACAGCCUAAACCCGCGGUGGAACGAGCAGUACACGUGGCAGGUGUACGACCCCUGCACGGUGCUCACGGUGGCCGUGUUCGACAACUGGCGCAUGUUCGCCGGCGACGGCGAUGAGCGGCAGGACUACCACAUCGGGAAGGUGCGAGUGCGCGUGUCCACGCUAGAGAGCAACCGGGCGUACACGGCGUCGUACCCGCUGCUGGUGCUGCUGCGGUCGGGGCUGAAGAAGAUGGGCGAGGUGCAGCUCGCCGUGCGGUUCUCGUCGCCGGCGCAGCUGCCGGAUACGUGGGUCACGUACAUGUCGCCGCUACUGCCGCGCAUGCACUACCUGCUCCCGAUCGGCGUCGCGCAGCAGGAGGCGCUGCGGGGCGCGGCCGUGCGCACUGUGGCUACGUGGCUGGCGCGCUCCGAGCCCCCGCUCGGGCCUGAGGUGGUGCGGUACAUGCUCGACGCGGACGCGCACACGUGGAGCGUGCGCCGCGCCAAGGCUAAUUGGUUCCGCAUCAUGGGGGUGCUCGCCUGGGCCGUCGGGCUUGCGCGGUGGCUGGAAGGCGUGCGGCGGUGGCGCAACCGGUCCACCACCGUCCUCGUCCACGCGCUCUACCUCGUUCUCGUCUGGUACCCGGAGAUGGUCGUGCCCACGGCGUCGCUGUACGUGUUCGUGAUCGGCGUGUGGUACUACCGGUUCCGUCCCCGGGGCCCCGCUGGCAUGGACGCGCGGCUGUCGCAGGCGGACACUGUAGACGGCGACGAGCUCGACGAGGAGUUCGACCCCGUCCCAGCGCCCGACGUGCUCCGGGUGCGGUACGAGAGGCUGCGGACGCUGGCCAGCCGGGUGCAGCGCGUCAUGGGCGACGUCGCGGCGCAGGGCGAGCGGCUGCAGGCGCUGGUGAGCUGGAGGGAUCCGCGCGCCAGCCGGAUCUUCGUGGGCGUGUGCCUCGCCGUCGCCGUGGCGAUGUACGCCAUGCCGCCGAAGAUGGUUGCCGUGGCGAGCGGGUUCUACUACCUGCGGCACCCGAUGUUCCGGGACCCGAUGCCGCCAGCGGCCGUCAACUUCUUCCGCCGGCUGCCGAGCCUCUCGGACCGGAUGCUUUGACAUUGGUGCCAGUGAGAGGUAUAAAAGAGGGACCGAGUUCUUUUUUCCUUCCACCUAUUGUUUUCGUUCAUUUUGCUGUAAUAAUGAGUGUAUCGGAGAGGAUAGAAAUGAAAAAAUUGAGAUUGGUGUAUUCAUAAGCAUAUAUAGAUACAUCCCAAGAUGAACAUGAAGAUAGUAAACUAA
Messenger RNA from Phragmites australis (common reed), 3633 nucleotides. RefSeq names its product protein QUIRKY-like. The record is from RefSeq and is a predicted model, not a curated record. Bases 190 to 3450 code for a protein of 1086 amino acids. The transcript has a single exon. Lineage: Eukaryota; Viridiplantae; Streptophyta; Magnoliopsida; Poales; Poaceae.